CGUCGUCGUUUUCGCCUCGGUUCCAGAAACCCUAGCAAAACCCUAACCCUAAACCCUAGCAAUGGGGAGGAAGAAGAAGUUCAUCGACAAGAAGAACUCCGCCACGUUCCAACUCCUCGCCCGCGACUCCGCCGCCUCGUCCUCCCUCUUCCCCUUCCCCUUCUCCUCCUCCUCCUCCUCCGGCGCCGAAGCCGCCGCGUCCUCCACCUCCCCCUCCGACCGCGUCUUCGUCAGGGUCGACACCAACGCCUUCUCCGUCCCCGGCUUCUUCGACGACGACGACGACGCCGCCGAGGGCCGUGUGGUUAACGCCGACGAGUCCCGAGACUCCGCCUUCGCCGACGCCCCCGGCGACACCAGCGACGCGGACGACGAUGGCGCGGCGUCGUCGUCGCGGGGCCGCGGCGGUGGGGCGCUCCCCGACCACGUGAGGCGGGAGAUCCUGGAGCUGGGGCUCCCCGACGACGGGUACAACUACCUGGCCCACCUCCGCGAGAUCAGGAACGCCGGGGGCGGAUCCGCCUACUACCAAAACCCUAGAGCCCGGUUCGAUCUCGUGCCCCUUGAUGUCAAGGCAUACGAUGCUUCGAGGCUUCGGAUUAAUGAGGAUGCCGUGGAGGACUUGGCUGGAGAUUCAAUCUAUUCUGUUGCUUCGAGGACGGCAAGCGUGAAGGUUCAGAAGGUGGCUGACCCCGACGUGGCCAAGCUGCUUGAUGACAGUGAUCUGUCGCGGUUCGGGUCGGACGUGGAGGAUUUGGAGGAGGAUUUUGUCGUUCAGGCUAAUCGCCCUGAAGGAGAAGAGGAAGAGGAAGAGGCGGAGGAAGACGAGGAUGAAAACAUCGAAGCUGGUUGUGAGAGGGGCCGCCAUCCCACGGAGGGCGCCGAGCAUGGGGAAGCUGAAUUGGAAGAUCAAAGAAAGGAAAGAGUUCGGAGACUCCUUGAUGAGCAGUUUGAUAUGCUCACUCUGCAGGAGUAUGAUGAUGACAGUGAUAACGGUGAUGCUUAUUCCGACGAUGCAGAUCGUGAAACACUUUCCAGUAAGAUUGUAGAUACGCUUAAAAAGUAUGGCGUGGGGGAUCAAGAAUCAAGCACACUCUCAGAGCUGGAACCAUCUGCUGAUGUCAUUCGCAGAUGCCAAGAAUAUGCUGAAGGCUAUUUAAAUGAAAGCCAAGAAGAUGAGGAGGCAGUACUUGUUCAAGAAAGUGACGAUGAAUCUGAAGUUUGGGACUGUGAGACUAUUGUCUCUACAUUUUCAAAUCUUGACAACCAUCCUGGUCAAAUUCAGGCACCGGAAAACCCUAAAAAGCUAUUACCAACUUUGUUUCCUGGAGAGGCAACUGCGAAGCGUGAUGUGAUUGCACUUCGUGGAAAAGAAAUGCUCCCAGUUGACUAUCUACACCAAAAGAAAAGAAAUGUCGAGAGCACGAAGAAAUCAAAGGCAGAAGUUAGCUCUGGUUCUGAUAAGCUGAAAACGAGAGUACGCAAGGAGGAGUCUAAGGAAGAAAAGAAAGAAAGGAAGGCUGCUGUAAAAGAAGAGAGGAGAGAAGCGCGCAGAGCAAAGAAAGAGAUGAAAGGCUUGUACAGAGGUGAAGCACAGAGGGCUCAGAUGGUUGCUUCUGUUUCAGGACCGUCUGCUAUCCACCUUAUGUAACUUCUUCCGGGAUGACUCAGAUACUCAAAACUCUGAGGUUGCAGCGAAUCUUGACCGUUUCAUGAGUUCUAGAACCAGCACUCACACAAAGCAGAACUUCAUUUCAAGGAGUCAUUGUAGGGUUCUGAAAAUUGUGUUGUCGGAGAUAUUUGUAGCUAUAGCUAUUUAUUCGGAGGCAACAGUUUUAAGUUGCUCCUCUUCUUGCCGGUAUAAACAGGUUUUUGCUGUUGAGAUAUAGUUCGAGUUGUGGAAUUUUCUCUCUUUUUUUUUCUUUCUUUCUUUCUUUCUUUCUUUCCUGCCCACUGUACCAAGUUUUUAACUCAUGGUUGUAAGGCUGCCUCCUGAAUUUUAAAGGGUAAUUUAUGUUAACUUAUGCUGCA
This is a messenger RNA of Ananas comosus (pineapple), 2031 nucleotides long. RefSeq names its product protein LTV1 homolog. The record is from RefSeq and is a predicted model, not a curated record. Gene Ontology annotation, cellular component: nucleus; cytosol; preribosome, small subunit precursor. The coding region runs from base 62 to 1651 and encodes 529 amino acids. Lineage: Eukaryota; Viridiplantae; Streptophyta; Magnoliopsida; Poales; Bromeliaceae. The transcript has 5 exons. Gene Ontology annotation, biological process: ribosomal small subunit export from nucleus; ribosomal small subunit biogenesis.